This is a messenger RNA of Selaginella moellendorffii, 777 nucleotides long. RefSeq names its product pentatricopeptide repeat-containing protein At4g02750-like. The record is from RefSeq and is a predicted model, not a curated record. Lineage: Eukaryota; Viridiplantae; Streptophyta; Lycopodiopsida; Selaginellales; Selaginellaceae. Bases 1 to 777 code for a protein of 258 amino acids. Gene Ontology annotation, molecular function: protein binding. The transcript has a single exon.
AUGCCAGAAAGGAAUCUUGUAUCGUGGACUUCACUCCUGGCAGCUUACUCACACAGGGAAAAAGUCGAAUAUGCCCCAAAGAAAUCUAGCUUCGUGGAAUUUCAUGCUUGCGGCAUAUGCCCAAAACGGGCAUACACUCAAAACCAGGAGCUCUUCGAAGCAAUGCCAGAGAGAGACUUGGUCUCGUGGACGACAAUGGUGGCAAGCUACACUCAAACCGACCACCUCGAAAGCGCCAAGAGCGUGUUUGAAUCAAUGCCGGAGCGCAACUCGAUGGCAUGGAAGGCGAUGAUCGCAGCUCACGCGAGACAGGUGGAGGAAGCCAAGUUUACGUUCGAUCAAAUGCCACUCCAGAGCCUGGUCUCGUUGAACACGGUGAUCUUCGCGUACGGCCAGUCGGGCUACUGCGACGAGGCGUACAAUGCGAUGCCGGAGAUCCCCGACGACCAUGUUUUCGGCCUACGCGCACAACGGACACAUCGAUCGCGCUGCCAAGUUCUUCGAUCUGUCGCCUCUUCUGGACAUCAUCUCUUGGAGGACGAUUCUCGCGGCCUUUACUCAAAACGGACAGUUUACCAGUGUUGGAUACGUAUGACAAGCUCAAGCUCCCGACAAGACGUGCUUCGUGUCCGGAGAGCGGCAACUUAUGCGAGCGUGUUGCUUGCCAACAUUGCUUACAUGAAUUCGGACGGAGGUCUCGUCCAAAGCUUGCAGAUGGCUGAGAACUUGCAGCGAGAAAUAUGCCUGCAAGGACCAAAAAGAAUGAGGCAGCAGUAA